ACUUAGUCACUAAGGUUGACCUUAAGGUAACCUUAACAUAAAGUUACGCCCGUUGCACAAAGCUACCUUUGGUCAACCUUAACUCUGGAAGGAUACUUAGCGGCAACCUUAGCUAAGGUUGAAAUCUUUAGUGCCGGAGAUACAAUUAUGUCCGUAGUUACGGUUGUGAGUUAUCUCCCCUGCUCGUAUCAGCAGACGACUAGUGUUAUCAAUACUUCGGCAUGGCAGAGGCGUCUACUAGCAGUGCACGAAAACGGAACAGGUUGUCAAACUAUACACCGAGCGAGCUAACAAUGCUGGCCGAUGAGGUGAAGUGUCGAAGCCACAUCUUGUUUGGAUCUUUUUCUUCAUCUAUUACCAACCAAACUAAACUGAAGGAGUGGGAUGCAAUAGCUGCAAAGAUAAGUGCUUGCUCUUCAGUGGAAAGAACAGGGGCACAACUAAGAAAAAAAUGGAAUGAUUAUAAAUCUCAGGUGAAAAGAAGAGCCAUGGAUGUCAGAAAAGAAUCAUCCAAAACCGGAGGUGGUCCAGCUCCAGUACCUCUGACUGAUCUGGAAUUUAAAGUUGUAUCACUGAUUCCACAGUGCCAAAUUGAAGGGAUAACUGGUGGAUUGGAGUCUGAGGUUGAUGAAAUUUUUCAAACACUGAACAUGGUCAGUGAUAGUGGCCUUCCCACAGAAGACUACUUUGAUUCGGCCUUCACCAGCGAUGAGAGGAAGAGCAACGAAACACCUGGUAUGCUUAAUUAAUAUUUUUAAAGGCAUGUUUAAAAGUUAAAUUUGUCAUCAAGUCAGUUAGUCACAGCUUAAAAAUGUCAU
Molecule: messenger RNA, 818 nt
Organism: Haliotis rubra (blacklip abalone)
Lineage: Eukaryota; Metazoa; Mollusca; Gastropoda; Lepetellida; Haliotidae
Product: nuclear apoptosis-inducing factor 1-like
Exons: 5
Coding region: 222-749 (175 amino acids)
Cellular component (GO): nucleus
Source: RefSeq, a predicted model, not a curated record